AUGCGCGCCUCUAUUACUAUUUUCGUUGCCGCUCUAGCCGGACUCGGACUUGCUGCACCUGCUGUUCAGUCCGAAAAGCGGUGGUCAGAGGAGUAUGCAAAGGAUCAUUUGGCUGCAACAUGGCUCAAGAAACACGGUGCUCCAUCGUGGUUUCCUGAAUCGUACGGCCCAGGGAACGACGAAUAA
Drechmeria coniospora is the source of this 186-nucleotide messenger RNA. RefSeq lists its product as uncharacterized. Lineage: Eukaryota; Fungi; Ascomycota; Sordariomycetes; Hypocreales; Ophiocordycipitaceae. The record is from RefSeq and is a predicted model, not a curated record. The transcript has 2 exons. The coding region runs from base 1 to 186 and encodes 61 amino acids.